Rubroshorea leprosula is the source of this 4855-nucleotide messenger RNA. The record is from the annotation of a GenBank genome assembly. NCBI's taxonomy places the organism in Eukaryota, Viridiplantae, Streptophyta, Magnoliopsida, Malvales, Dipterocarpaceae.
AUCCUGCCCACCACAUCCUUGUUGCCCAAGCAAGUAUACAUAUUCUGAAAUUAAAGAUAAAGAAAAGAAAAAUAAAGUAUCCAAAUUCUCCUUGCUUCCAAAGCAAAUAUCCCAUAAGAAAUAUCCACCAAUAUUCCCAAAUUUAUUGUCUCAACUCUGAAAAUUCCAACAUAAACCUCUUUCUUUAUUAACCGAAAAAAAAAAAAAAUCCCUUUUUCUUCAGAAACCCUCCCAAAACCUUAAUAACCAAUUAGGCGCUAAUCGCUAAUCCCACCAAAACAAUGGCCUACGUGACCCAACUUCUAGGUCCACCGACCGUCGCCACUGCCGCCGCUGCCGCCAUAUCAUCUGAAGAAGACUUGAACACCACCACCACAACCACGGUAUUUGACUCCCUAAUCCACCAAACCAUCAACCUUGAUCUCAAUCUCAAUGCCGUUGGAAUGGCGUGGAUCCAUGAUGCAUUGACUACUCUGAAACUGAUUUGCAACUUGAGAGGGGUAAGAGGUGUGAAGGAAGUUGAAUCAAGAAAUACUAGUACAAAUGGUGAACUUUGCAAGUAUCCAGACCAUGACGAGUGGUCACGAGCCUCAUCCCAUUUACAACCUUCACGGAAGCUGGAUGAUCAUGCUUCUAUGACUCCACCUUCUAGGCAACAGACCAUGGUUAUAGAAAGCACGAGAGCAGAAGAAGAAAUAGAAGAUCAUAAUGCAGAGAAUAUAGAGCUCGAGGGAGAACAAAAUCUGGAAUAUGAGAGAGACUACAUCUCAACUCAAAGCACUUUGGGACCCAACAACCGGGACUCUCCUUCAAGCUCAAUUAAUCCUUUAUCUACCACUAGGAUCAAUCCAAGUCUGGUAGAAGUUGCUCAAGAAGAACCAGCUUCUGCUGAGUCUUCACAAGAACCUAUUGGAGUGCCUCCACCAUCUCACAAUGCAACUUCAGCAUCUACUCAUCCAAUGAUGACAAGAACUCGUACAGGGACACAUACUGGCCAUGUUAAGACUUCAUUUUCAAAAUAUGCAAACACUAUGGUCACUAAUAAUAAUUCCUCUUUGAAUAAUGCAGGUCUGGACAUUCGAGAGCCGAAAACCAUCAAGAAAGCGUUACAACUCCCGCAAUGGCUAAGAGCAAUGCAAGAAGAAUUAGCUGCCCUCUACAAGAACAAUACAUGGACCUUAGUACCUCCCCCUUCAACUAACACAAACAUUGUGGGAUCUAAAUGGGUAUUCAAAACAAAGUUAAAUUCAGAUGGAAGUGUGGACAGGUUUAAGGCACGCUUAGUGGCAAGAGGAUUUUCACAAGUAUCGGGGGUAGACUUUGAAGAGACAUUCAGUCCAGUGCUCAAACCCACCACCCUACGGUUAGUAAUUGCCUUAGCUACAACCUUAUCAUGGCCACUAAGACAGCUAGAUGUGAAGAAUGCAUUUCUUCACGGCCAGCUUAAAGAAGUGGUAUAUAUGAAACAGCCACCAGGAUUCGAAGAUGCUAACCAUCCGGGUUAUGUUUGCAAACUCAAUAAAUCCAUCUAUGGUCUCAAACAAGCCCCUAGAGCAUGCACUAAGUUUGCUCUCAAGGAUUUAGGCUUUCUAAGCUAUUUCCUGGGUAUUGAGGUUACCUUGUUCUCUGGUGGUAUAUUCUUGUCUCAAGCCAAAUAUGCCAAGGAUAUUCUUACUAGAGCAACCAUGGUUGAAGCCUCCAUGAUUGCAACACCAAUGGCAGUCAAAGAACCACAUACACCAAGAGACGAGGACCCUGUUGAUGCUCAAGAAUACCGAAAAAUUGUGGGUGCUCUACAGUACUUAACCAUCACCAGAGCUGACUUAUGUUUUGCAGUUAACAAAGUCUGCCAAUUUAUGCAACAGCCUACCUUUGCUCACCUUCGCCAAGUUAAACGCAUCCUACGCUAUAUCAAAGGGACUUUACACCAUGGCCUUAAUUUCUACUCAUCCAGUACACUAUCUCUCACUGGGUUUUGUGAUGCAGAUUGUGCAGGAUGCACCAUAACGAGAAGAAGUACUACAGGCUUUUGCAUAUUCCUUGGAGCUAAUUGUAUUUCUUGGUCUUCAAAGAAACAAUCCACUAUAGCUCGCUCCACUGCCGAAGCAGAGUAUAGAGCGCUAGCCACUACUACAGCUGAACUUGUGUGGAUCACUUAUCUUCUCCGUGAUAUUGGCAUUUUAAUCUUAAAUCCUCCUCAAGUGUUCUCAGAUAAUAUUAGUGCUCUACACAUGUCUAUUAACCCUGUGUUCCAUGCUCGAACAAAGCAUAUUGAAUUAGAUUACCAUUUUGUUCGAGAAAAGGUAGCACUUGGUUCUCUGGUGACGAGGUACGUUCCAAGCAUGGAUCAGAUUGCAGACAUCUUUACCAAGCCCUUACCUCGCACUCAGUUUCAGUUCUUACGGUUCAAACUGGGCUUGGUGGUUUCUCCCCAAUCCAGUUUGAGGGGGACUGUGAAGGAAGUUGAAUCAAGUACAGAAUUAACGAGCAAAGAAUCAGGACCUCAGCCAACAAAGGAAACAACCAGACUUAAGUCGAAAAAGCUCCAGAAACAAGAAUGGAUGAAUCAAAAGAGAGGCGCAAAGAUGUUCAAGCAAAAGGGAGGGAGAAAAAUGAAGGUUCUGGAGAAAAAAAUGGAGGGGAUCUCUGAAAACAUGGCGGAGAUGGUCACCUUGAUCCAAAAAAAAGGCACUAGAAUUACGAGGAAGGAGAGAGAGCUUGUCAAAGAUAAGAAAGCCAUAGAUAAGCACAAUUCUGAUGCCAAUUAUCGUUUCUUGUUCAACUGCAUUACUAAUUUGUUUAUUGAUCUUUUGAAAUCGAAUCUAAAAAACUUGAACGCCGGUAAGUUGUUCAACAUAAGUCUUGCCUCAAAAUGGUGCCCCUCAAUUGAUUCUGCCUAUGAUAAAGCUACCCUGCUUUGUCAGGCAAUUGCUCGUAGAAUUUUCCCUCAAGACGGUGAAAAAGAAUAUGAGGGGAAUGGAGAGGCACUUUAUGCGUACAGGGUUCAAGAUAGAUUGAGGAAACAAGUGCUUGUUCCAUUGCACAAGGCUCUUCAAUUGUUGGAGGUUUACAUGAGUGCUAAUGAGUGGAAUGCUCUUCCUUACAACAGGGUUACAUCUGUUGCAAUGAAGAACUACAAGGGUCUAUUUGUGAAGCAUGACAAGGAGAGAUUUGUGUUGGUCGAAAGUCCAACCCCAUUUGAACACUUGGACUUUCCAUGUGGCAAAGAAAAUGGUGCAUGGGUGGUUGGAUUUUUCACUAUAAAUGCCCAUGCAUGCAAAGGCAACAAGCAAGCAAGAGUGAAAGCAAGCAAGAGUGAGGGAAAGCAAGAGAAAUUGAAAAGAGCUAAGAUGUCCUUACUUGUGAAGGAUGUCCUUACUUGUCAAGGACUUCAUGUAAUUUUAAAAGAGACCAAGUCGAUUGAGAUGAAGGAUAGUGAUUGGAGUACUAUCCAAAAGAGGGCAACAAGUCAAAUUCAGCUGGCACUUGCACUGGAGGUGGAAUACAACAUCUUUUCAAAAACUACUCAAAUAAGCAUGUCGAAGAAGUUUGACGAGAUAUAUGCUCCAAAAUCUUCAACCAAUCACCAAUGUUUAAAGAUGGAGCUAUAUCAAUUGAAGAUGGCAGAAGGCACUAAUAUUCACAAGCAUUUAACCGAUAUCAACAUAAUGGUGACACAAGUAGUGAAUGCUAGGGAUAUUCUAGAAGAAGAGGAGAAAGCUUUGCCUUUACUUGCAUCCCUACCUAAGUCUUACAAGUCCCUAGUGCAGAGUAUGCUAAUGGGGGAGCUUGGUAAAGUAAUGAUGGCCAUUGGUGAAAAGGUGGAUAUUGAAGGCAUAGAAGGCAUUCGGCUCAAUGUUCACAAUGGGAGAGUCGAGAUUCUCAAGAAUGUGAGAUAUGUGCCCAAGUGUUCAAACAAUAUUAUUGCUUUGAAUGAGUUGACAACACGAGGUGCUCAAAAUUCUCAACAAUUUGAGGAGUAUCAUCAUAAGAAAGUGAAGAGUGGGGUAGCAAAGAUAGUGGCAGGAGCAUUGUUUCCUCACGAGAUAAUUGCAUCCUUGAAUGAUAGAGAUAGUGAAGAAGUUGUUGAGCUCCAAUGGGCUAGAAUGGUUGCUGGUGUCAAGCGUAGUGAGGAGUGUUGGAAUGGAAAGGUGAUAACUUUAAGUGAGAAUCCUGAACUUCACUUGAUUGAAGGAGAUAGUCUUAAGGCCAAAACCGAGUUCAUAAGGGAAAUGGAGUGGGGUGAUAACAUAGAUUUUCAAAAAGUUUUUGACCAGAUAUUGGUAGUUGCUACAGAGGGGAAGCUGAACGAGGAACAAUCUGUAAAGAGGAUAUUCGUUUUCAGCAAUAUGGAGUUUGAUGCUGCCAAUGGUAAUUUUUCGUAUUAUUCAAGUCAGAUGCAAAGUGGUGAGAUAGUAAGCAGAGAGGAGAUACUCCGAACACAAUGGGAGACGGAUUAUGAAGUAAUACAAAGGAAGUACCGUGAUUGUGUUUUGGAACCUCAGGAACUCAUCCUUCGCUCCAGUGGGGGGAUUGUGAACGCUGAGCAGAUAAUAGGAUUAGCUAUUGGUGGUGAAGAGUAGAAGAAACUUGUAGUGUCUGAUUGAUUGUUAUAUUUUCUGUUCUUGACUGUGAAAAUGAGCUGUGCAAAGUUACCUUCUAUGGAGAUUGACAUGAGAAAUCCUAGUGUUAACAGAUUACAAAGUUAUGUUUUAUCUAUUGAACAAGAACAUAAUGAGGGAAAAUGGAUUGGAGGGGCUUUCUUUCUGUUUAAAAUCUGGUUUGACGUUUUUCACUCAAGGUAUGUUUGAAUUUGUGAAAGUGGCAUUGGUAAAAAGAAAAGGAUUUGUUAAUU